AUGGAGGUGUCCUCUCACAGCCUCUUCCUGCUGCAGCAGCUCAACGUUCAGAGAGAGUUUGGUUUCCUAUGUGACUGCACUGUUGCUAUUGGGAACGUCUACUUCAAGGCUCACCGUGCUGUGCUAGCUGCCUUUUCCAACUACUUCAAGAUGAUCUUCAUCCACCAGUCCAGGUCAGGUAACUCACGCACCUGAAACACACACACCUAAGUCCACAGAAGGUGACAUUGAUCACAGGAUCACUGGUGCACUGAUUAUGGUGAGACUAUAGAACCCAUGACAAUGACUUAUUAACUUUUCAUAAAGGUUUACAGAAUAAUAGAGGAAAAAUAUAAUUGAAAAGAGUCAGACAGAUAAUGAAUCUUCACCAUAGCUAAGAAAGUUCACAGCAGAUGUUCCAUGUAGUCAGUUUUGAGGAUCUCAUCAGAACACACAGUGCUAGAGUAAAAUCCAAGUUCAACCUGUUUGCAGAUGAUACUUUAUUAUACUUUUAGAGCUGUUUUUCUAAACUCUGGUUCUCUCAGGCAGAGUUAAAGUUGAAAACUCCCUCAAAGCGAAAUAAUUGAUACUCUCAGGAGGAGGCAGGGAGGAUCACCUGACAGUCCUGACUCAGGGCAAACUCUCAUGUUGGUCUUAUUGCUUCAUGUGUGUGUUUGUCCCCAGUGAGUGUAUUAAGAUCCAGCCCACAGAUAUCCAGCCGGACGUCUUUAGCUACCUGCUGCAUAUCAUGUACACAGGCAUGUGUCCCAAACAGCCUGUGGAUCAGAGUCGGCUGCAGGACGGCAUCAAAUUCCUUCAUGCCUACCAGUUGUGUCGAAAACCAGGUGAGGGUGUUCCAGACACCGCCACUGAUGUGGUGCGUAUGUCCAACCUGUAUGGCAUCCAGAUCUCUUCCCAGCUGGCCAACAAAGACACUCCAGGAGUCCCGAAGUCCACCACAGUGUCCCGUGGGGCCCCAGAGGAUGGACGCUCCUCUGGCCGUGGGGGUCGGUCCAGUUCCCAGCUGUCUCUGGCCGUGGGACUGGAGGGGGUCCAAUCGGAUCACCAGGCCUCUGCCCUACGUAAUGUCUGUUCAGUAGCCUCAGGAGAUGACUCAGACAUCUCCAGUCGUAUCAAGCAGGAGCGGUUGGAGGAGGAGGAUGGGGAGGAUGGUGAGGGGGAGGAGGGGCAGGGGGCGGGUUCACCAUCUCCAGCUCAGGGUAGUAGUCCCAAUCAGGGCCUUCUGUUCAAAGACCGGCCUCUGGUCCUGUUGUGUCCCCGCUGUGGAGAGCGCUGCUCCUCCCCUGAGGGUCUAAGGGAGCACCUCUUCACCCAUGCCCUCGAUCCUGCCCGUCUGAUGGAGGGGCUGUCACAGAGCGGCGAACUGGACGCUGGUGUUGAGGAGGGGCCUCCGGGAAGCCAAGAGCAGCUGGAUGCAGGGUGUCUCGAAGAAGCGCUGAGACAAAGUCAGGCACUCGCCAACCAGCUGGCUGCAGAGCUAAGGAGAAGCCGGGGAGGAGGAGGUGGAGGUGGAGGCAGCCCUGCCCCUGCCGUCCUGCACUCACGUAAAAGAAAGAUCGCCUGCGCCGUCUGCAGCCUCCGCUUCUCCCACAAGAGCCAGCUACAGGAGCACAUGUACACCCACACUGGCAAACCAUCACGCUACCACCGGUACAACCGCCUCUGCAGCCAGCUCUUUCAGGCCUCCGCCCACUUCUGUGAAGGUGGCAGUGAGCCCACAGGAGGGGGCGGAGCAGGAGGCGGGGCUUCGACCGGUGUGUCAACGCUCUCUGAGGAGCCGAACAGGGACACUCAGGACAACGGCAGCUCCUGCUACUCCCUGGACUCUGAGAUCUCCCAGGAGAGUGUGGAGGGUGUACCUGUGGAGUGA
Xyrichtys novacula (pearly razorfish) is the source of this 1870-nucleotide messenger RNA. Lineage: Eukaryota; Metazoa; Chordata; Actinopteri; Labriformes; Labridae. The record is from the annotation of a GenBank genome assembly.